UGUAAAUGUAGAUAUCUGCCUCAUGGCCUAGUGCACGGUUGCAUGAACCACAAUGCUGCAGAAAACGGAGCGGCUGCAUCUGCAUGUUUCCAGGAGGCAGUGAAUGAACACAAAUGCCAGUCUCAGUGUGGCUGCCGUGUCUUUCAUCCCUCUUUCCUGUUUCUGCCAUCUGAUCAAGCUUCUGAGACUGAGACAUGGAGGGUGUGGUGGCCAUUGCGAGGGUGCGCUUUAAGUUUUUCUAAUGGGAUGACACAGUCAUACUUUGCAGACAAUUUGUUAAUUUAUGUGCUUCUAUCGCUAUAUAGAUCCGUCCAGUCAGGUUGCCUGUGUUAUUGUUUUCAGUACAUGGGUGAGAGAGAGAUAUGUCCGUGCAUAGAGAACUAGUGAUCCUUAAGAGUCGGCAGGCACCCCUUUUUUUCCUUUUUAAGGGAAAGAGGACAUGUUAGGUGGGCAACCAUUUCUACAGGUAUGGUGAUACUGACCCGAUGUAACAUUAGUCUUCCGGGAAAGCAUGGUCAUGUUAGUAAGGCACAGCAUGUUAACAGUUGGUAGAGUAUAUGUUUAAUUUUGCACCACUCAUGUACAUGGAGAUCCAUGGUUUGAAAUGUUUACAGAUUAACUGAAGCAUAUGUGGAAAAUGCAACAUCAUACGCUCAUCUCAUACUUAUCACUGUAAUGCAGAAUGAGUGAGAGCGUGAGGCUUCUUGCUGCUAGAAGUCCUAAUUGGCGUAGGCAUUUGAUGGCCAGUAUAUUUGAAGUGCCUUACUUUCUGGACCAUUCCUCUGGAUCAAUCUUCAUGGGGACAGGAUGAUAGAAUUGUCUACAUUAACUAUGCCUGGGCCAACAAACUGUAGUUGAUGCUCUGUUUCUUAAAGAAAAAUAUAUUUGGUUUUGUAUCAUUUGAUAGAAGUGACUAUUCACUCCAACUUUUGUUGGUUGGUACUAAUUGUACCACUCUAAUAAUUGAGAAAAUGCCAGGUUCUUUUCAGAAGAGAAGCGAAGGAUAGAAUCUCACUAUCAACGCAUAACAUCAGCAAUGAUAGUUCUUUUCAGAUGUCAUUUUACCCUCUUUUUUCUUUUUUUCUCCCACAAAACGAUUGAGGCACCGGUGUGCCAGUUUCACGAGAAGGCUUUCCCUAGGCGGGAUUUGAAAUUCUAGCAUUUGCUGGUUGCAGUAUUUGAUGAUCUAUUCCACAAAAUUCACACUCACAUUGAGGUAAUUUGAUACCACAAAAGGCCCAAAACCUUGAACAAUCAGUAAAAAUAGGAUUAGAAACGAACGGGCGUGACCAGACUCACCAGUGGGCAGGUUACCUAUUCCUUGGCUCCAGUGAACUCCUUCCUUUAUUGGCCAAACAGAUCCAUCGAGUCUGCUGACGACCGACGACCGAGCCGGACCCGAUGGCGAGCGGCGCUUACCCCGUGCAGUUCCUCCACCUCCCCGGCGGCGGCGGCCAAUGGCGCAACCUCGGCGCCGCCUACGCCGCCGUGAGGUUCCUCUGCCCGCAGGGUCAGUCCCUGGUCCUGUACGCCGCGGACCCCGACGGUCAGCCGCAGCGCAUCGUGUUCGUGUACCCGAUCCUCCCGGGCGACGCCUUCGAGAGGCUGGACGGCGCGACGCUCUCGUGGGCGGAGCCCGAGUCCGGGAACGAGUUCGCGCUCUGCUUCCUCGACGACGCCGCGUGCGGGGCCGUCUGCGGCGCCAUCGCCCCGGUGGUGAGGAGCCCGGCGGUCGACGGCAUCGCGGACACCCUGGCGGGGCUCCGCGUGGCGAGGGAGGAGGACGCGCCGGCGCCCGGUGGAGGGGACAUCGCCGCGCGGCUCGCGCAGCUUAGCAUCGCCCGGCCGUGAACUGAAAUCAUGGCGGAAAAGGGCUACCGGCAAUUUUCUCGCUGAUAGAGACUUUGAGCUCGGUUUCAGUUUCAGUUAGGCCGUCGUCGUCUUCAGUCUUUGUCGACGCGAUUCAGCUGCCUGUUUAAGCUGUACACCGCGGUAGUAUCUGCUAAAUCUGAUGGGAAUCAAUAAUGGCAAUGAUCUUCUCUCA
Panicum hallii is the source of this 2044-nucleotide messenger RNA. RefSeq lists its product as uncharacterized. NCBI's taxonomy places the organism in Eukaryota, Viridiplantae, Streptophyta, Magnoliopsida, Poales, Poaceae. The transcript has a single exon. The coding region runs from base 1402 to 1851 and encodes 149 amino acids. The record is from RefSeq and is a predicted model, not a curated record.